UGGCAGUCGAGGCGGAGAUCGCGGACCGACUUGCCGCCCUGGUCGGCAAUGGCCGAACAGCGUCGACGACGCUUUCUCUUCCUCCACCAUCACUUCCAUGGCCAUCUAAGGGUGCAAAGGGUGAGGGAGAGGCUCAAUAUACACCACGGGACGCCCGGAACCUCCCCCAGACAAAGCGCGAUUGCGCGGCGUGAAAGCGCGUCCGCGGUAAUUUUAUCAUCAAAAUCUACGCCAUAGGCCAGAGGUACAGAUCACAAUUUCCGACCUUGGCCCGCUUUCCAAGGACCUGCCCUUCGGUCGCGUACCAUGCGGGGAGUAUCAUGGUCUGAUCACCAAGGCUGAUGCAGC
Molecule: messenger RNA, 348 nt
Organism: Schizophyllum commune H4-8
Lineage: Eukaryota; Fungi; Basidiomycota; Agaricomycetes; Agaricales; Schizophyllaceae
Exons: 1
Coding region: 49-237 (62 amino acids)
Source: RefSeq, a predicted model, not a curated record